Rotaria socialis is the source of this 810-nucleotide messenger RNA. NCBI's taxonomy places the organism in Eukaryota, Metazoa, Rotifera, Eurotatoria, Philodinida, Philodinidae. The record is from the annotation of a GenBank genome assembly.
AUGACUGUUUUUAAUGGUUUGCCGUGGCUUCUUUUGAUAUUGGAUCUAUUGAGAAGCAAUUUCGCAUACAUUAAAUUAUUUAAUACGGAAGAUGCACUGGAUGUUCAAUCAUAUGAUUGCAUCUACUAUAUCAAUAUAACAGCUGCAAAUAAUGAAUCAACACCAUACUGUAUUCGAGCAAAAGAAAGUAUCACAUUGAAUCGUUCUUCAGUAGCAAGAACCUGUGCCAAUUCUGGCACACAAUGGACUUUCAAAAUUUUGAAAGAAAUGAAUGUAUCACAAGAUGAGAUUUUAAUGUGGAAUUCAAGUAUUGAAAUGGUUGAUCGGUAUGCUGCUUAUCUAACGACAGAGUACAUUCUAUUUACUCUUCAUACCAAAGCGAUUCGAGCCUCAAAUAGUGAUCGAUGUAUUCAGAGAAAUUCAGUUUAUAUACCAGAUAAUGUUGCAUUGCAUAUGGUUUCACCACAAAUAAAUAAAUACAGUUCUGUGGUUCCAAAUUCAUUAAAAAAUGCCUGUUUUUAUAGUCACGGAGAGCUUGCCGAUGAAAAAAUCUGUUAUUGUUCGAUGGGAACAUUCGGUAAGUUUUGUGAAUACCAAUUUAUAACAAUGAAUACGUUUGAACAAACAAUCGACUAUCAAUUUCAUUUGAAGAAAAAAUAUCGCAACGGAAGUCAACUAUGGGGCAAUAUCACAUGUUAUACAACGUUAAUCAACUGCUAUUCUGGGCUUCAAUGUUUAGCUUGGCAGAAUAUAUGUGAUGGUAAGUUUAGUAUAUGGCAACUGAAUCGAGAAACCAAUGGUUACGAGUAG